Messenger RNA from Cylicostephanus goldi, 480 nucleotides. NCBI's taxonomy places the organism in Eukaryota, Metazoa, Nematoda, Chromadorea, Rhabditida, Strongylidae. The record is from the annotation of a GenBank genome assembly.
AUGAAACCAACGGAGCCUGUCAAAUUCGAUUUAAAGCGGAUGCUUACUUCUACUGAAUCCCAAAAAAUUUGCAGUGAGCUACGGUUACGACGAGAAAAGCUUAUGGAGAUGUUCAGAAAUGCUGGAAACGAUUUGAAGGAUGUUGAUGAAAAGUUUAACGAGUAUCUCCGACUUUUCGCUGGUUUUCUUGUUGAUAUUGGUGUUCUUGCUGCUGGAGGUGAUCCGUCGCGAGCUAAUAGCAAACUAGUCCCUGUUGUUCGGGGUGAUCCAUCGCGAGCUAAUAGCAAAUUGGUCCCUGUUGUUCGGUAUCAUUGGGGUCAUUCUAUGCUCGGAACAGCUUCAACAGAGCAGUCAGAUUCAUGGUUUGAGGCUUUGAAUCUCAUCGAAUGUAUGGCCAUAUGGCUUAUGAAACAUGCUGCAUGGGUAGCAGGUAAAGAUGAAGUGAGUAGAAUUUUCACCGUUUUUUCAUACUUCUCAUGA